Messenger RNA from Cervus elaphus (red deer), 4278 nucleotides. Its product is annotated as ovochymase-1-like. Gene Ontology annotation, molecular function: serine-type endopeptidase activity. Lineage: Eukaryota; Metazoa; Chordata; Mammalia; Artiodactyla; Cervidae. The coding region runs from base 42 to 3116 and encodes 1024 amino acids. The transcript has 27 exons. Gene Ontology annotation, biological process: proteolysis. The record is from RefSeq and is a predicted model, not a curated record.
CGCUUCUCUUCGCGGGUUCGCAGCGCCUGCGUCUGGCGGGGAUGGACGGGUCACCGCGCGAGGGAGCCCUGCGGGCGUUGCCCGGGGCUGGCUCGCUCCUGCUGCUGCUGGUGCUGGCGGUCCACUCCCCGCCCAGCCGAGGACUGAAGUACGGAAUUCGUGCAGUUGAUUUGAAAAGUAUAGAAACUGUCUUGGAAUCUGGGUUCUUCUCUAGAAUUAGUAGUUGGAGAAACUCAACAGUUGGUGGACACCCAUGGCAGGUCUCCCUGAAAUUAGAUGGACACCACUUCUGUGGAGGAAGUUUGAUUCAAGAUGAUCUGGUUGUUACAGCGGUACAUUGCCUAAUUAGCCUCAAUGAGAAGCAGAUUAAGAGUCUGACAGUGACUGCUGGGGAGUACAACCUCUUUCAGAAGGAUGAGGAGGAACAGAAUAUUCCUGUCUCAAAAGUUAUUAUCCAUCCUGAAUACAACAGACUUGGAGGUGAUAAAUUUGAAGAAGGGAUUCUUUGCAUGGCCAGUGGAUGGGGCAAGACUUCAGAGACAUCAGAAUAUUCAAAUAUCCUACAAGAAGUGGAAGUUCCCAUCAUGGAUGACAGAACAUGUGGUACCCUGCUCAGGGGCAUGAACCUUCCUCCCCUGGGAAGGGACGUGUUGUGCGCCGGUUUUCCUGAUGGGGCAAAGGAUGCCUGCCAGAGGGACUCUGGAGGCCCACUUGUUUGUAGAAGAGAUGAUGGAGCCUGGGUUCUUGCUGGGAUAACUUCCUGGGCAGCUGGUUGCACUAGAGUUUGGAAUCCUUUCAGAAAUAAGCAGAGAAAGGUAUCACCUGGCAUUUUCUCCAAGGUGUUUGUGUUGAUGGAUUUUAUCACACAGACCAUGAUAGAGUCUUUAAACAAAAUUGGAUCAACAUCAUUUCCCCAAACCAAUCCUGUAUCUUCUGCAAAAGUUAUUCCAUAUGGUGUCUGUGGCAUCCCUCCGUUUAAUCACCAGUGGCUUUCUAGAAGAAUUGCAGGAGGAAUAGAAGCCUGCCCCCACUGUUGGCCAUGGCAGGUGGGUUUGAGGUUUCUCGGCAAUCACCAAUGUGGAGGUGCCAUCAUCAAUUCGAUUUGGAUUCUGACUGCAGCGCAUUGUGUGCAAUCGAAAAAUAAUCCACUCUUCUGGACCGUUCUUGCUGGAGACCAUGACAGAACCUUGAAGGAAUCAACUGAGCAGGUGAGAAGGGCGAAACACAUCGUGAUGCACGAAGACUUUGACACACGGAGCUAUGACUCUGACAUCGCCCUGAUACAACUGAGCUCUGCCCUAGAAUUCAACUCAGUGGUGAGGCCAGUAUGUCUUCCCCACAGCUUGGAGCCUCUGUUUUCUUCUGAGAUUUGUGUUGUGACUGGCUGGGGAAGUGUUAGUAAAGAAGGUGGUCUAGCAAGUCGCUUACAGCAGAUUCAAGUGCCUGUGUUAGAAAGAGAGGUCUGCGAACGCACUUACUAUUCAGCCCAUCUGGGAGGAAUCUCAGAGAAGAUGAUCUGUGCUGGCUUUGCAGCAUCUGGAGGGAAAGAUGUGGGCCAGGGAGAUUCUGGUGGACCAUUAGUGUGUAAGCAUGAAAAAGGUCCCUUUGUUCUCUAUGGCAUUGCCAGCUGGGGAGCUGGCUGUGGCCAACCAAGGAAGCCAGGUGUAUUUGCCAGAGUGAGUGGCUUCCUGGACUGGAUUCAAUCCAAAAUCAAAGAUGCAGGUCCUGUUUUACUCCAGAUAAAAAAUGAAAGCAAAAUCUUAACAAGACAACAAUCGCCACCACCCACACCCUCAAGAGACAGUGCAUCUGGCCCAGGCUGUUACUCUGAAGUGGAGUUAGAAGAACCUAGAGGCUUUUUUUCAUCUCCAAGAUAUCCACUGAAUUAUAGAGGAAAACUGGAAUGUUCUUGGGUGCUCCGAGUUUCACCAAGCAGUAUGGCAAAACUUACGGUUGAGUAUCUGUUACUCCCUGGGUCUCAUAUGUGUCAAGAUUCAGCUCUGCUUAUUUAUGAAGAAAACCACAGUGAGAGAAGGAUGUCAGGUAAAUUAUGUGGAAGAAGGCUUUAUCCAAUGGUUUUCAUGAGCUCUGGACCACUGGUGAGGGUGACAUUUCAUACCAGUGUGCAAGGUGCUUUUGGCAUAAAUUAUAUUGUCUUUAGAGUCCAAGGUCCAAAGGGCAGUAAAAACACCCAAUCUCUUCAGAGUUCAAACCAAGAGCAUGUGGCCACCUGUGAGGAUGUUAUUCUGACCAAACCAACAGGGAUCAUACAAUUCCCGAGAUAUUUUCACAGAACCACUAUGAGCUGCCACUGGAGAUUACUAGCCCCUGUGAAUCAUAUCAUUCGCCUUGAUAUUUUCAACUUCCAGAAGCAACCAAUGCCCUUGGCCUGUCAGGGUCACCUGUGGGUUUAUGAAGGAUUUGGAUCAGGAAAAAAAUUAAUAGGAAAUCUAUGUGAAGGAGAUUCACCUUCAUUAAAAUCUCAUGGUCCUCUUAUGAUGUUGAUUUUCACAUACAAUGCAAGUUUGGCCAUGGAAGAAUUUUCUUUGAGAUAUUCUUUUCAUAUGUCUGGUUCCAUGAGAGGAAACAUUAAAGUUAAUGGUAAAGAGGAUAAAGGAGGGUGUCCAAUAUUGGAUCUGAUUGCAGUUAAUUCUUUUGAGAUCACAUCUCCCAAUUAUCCUAACAUUUAUCCUAAUAUGCUGAACUGCACCUGGACUUUUUAUUCUAUGUCUGGAAAUAAAAUGAAGGCAUUGAUUAAAGAUUUUAUAAUGGAAGAAUCUUGGAACUGUGAAUGGGAUUAUUUCAAUAUUUAUGAUGGACCAGAUCAGCAAUCAAGAUUACUUGCUCAUUUAUGUGGCUCCAAGAAAGAAUUUGUCUGGAUAUCCAGUGGUGCUUACCUAACUGUGAAUUUGAAAACUGAUGAGUCUGUGGGAGAAAGAGGUUUUAAACUGAUUCUGGAAGAUAUGACUCAGAAGCCAUCACAGAAAAGCAAUAUUGGGAUCCAACUGCCUAUUAAUGGGCUUUGGAGAAGGAAAUGGCAACCCACUCCCGCAUUCUUGCCUGGAAAAUCCCAUGGACGGAGGAACCUGGGGUCGCAAAGAGUCAGACACGACUGAGUGACUUCACUUUCACUUUCACAGUAGAAAACAAGACCAGAAGACAGCCAGCUCAAGACUCAUGUGGAGUUCCACUUGUUGACCCACUUUUCACUGAAGGGUUUGAGAGGAAUACAAACCUCUUGCCUGCCGAGGUCGGUGAGCCCAGGGUGGUUGGUGGCCAUGCAGCCCCUGUGAUGUCGUGGCCCUGGCUGGUCAGUCUGCAGCACCAAGGACGUCACUACUGUGGAGGGGCUCUGAUUGGGAGGCAGUGGGUCCUGACAGCGGCACAUUGUAACUUCAGUACUGUCACAGACUACCUGGUAAUAGGAAGAAGUUACCUGGGGAAUGUAAGAAAUAGUGAUUUGAUCCCAGUGAAAGCUGUGUACAUUCACCCCAGCUUCACACAAUUUCCUCCCAAUGAUGAUCUAUCUUUGCUGCAUCUGGAAAAACCUGUUGAACUAGGAGAGUUUGUAUCUACAAUCUGUUUGCCAGGGAAAGAUGAUAAAAUAAAUUUACUUUCCAAAUGUUUGACUGCUGGAUGGGGAAUAACUGAACCUCAUCAAGAUGAAUUUCCUAAAACUGUGCAGCAGGCAAAGGUACCACUGAUCAGUAGUAUAUCGUGUCGAAGCUACUGGGGACUGGAAAUUAAAGACACUAAUAUAUGUGGAGGGGCUUCCGGAUCAUCCUCCUGUAUGGGAGAUUCUGGAGGACCACUGCAGUGUGGCAAGGGUGGGCAGUACAUGCUCAUCGGUAUUGUGAGCUGGGGCAGCAGUAACUGCGAUCCUGCCGCUCCAACAGUCUUUACCAGAAUUUCUGCCUACACAGACUGGAUCACAUCCAUCACUGGAGAAGCAGGAUCACUGGAAGAGCAGCCUGGUGGGACUGUGAUCACAAGUGGGAAAGGAAAUAGAUAACCACAUAUCUGGAAAAUAUGUCUCUUGUCAUUGCUAAAAAACUCAAUGUCACUUCUCCCAACUUUUGUCAUUGAGGAGCUUGGAUUUGGUAUGUAAAUACAUUCAAUAUUAAACAUUGGUCACAGAAAGUUAAGGUUGGUUCGUGCCUCCUGGGAACUUAUAAUCUUAAAUGCCCUUAAAUUCAUAUCUAUAUACUCUAUAUAUGUCACAUUUGAAUACCACCAUAUAUACUUUUGGGGUUUCCCAGAUGGUGCUAAUGGUUAAGA